Messenger RNA from Phyllotreta striolata, 1360 nucleotides. NCBI's taxonomy places the organism in Eukaryota, Metazoa, Arthropoda, Insecta, Coleoptera, Chrysomelidae. The record is from the annotation of a GenBank genome assembly.
AUUCUGUCAAUUUCAGAUACUCGGAUAACGGAAUUAACUUUUAAAAACCGCUAAAAAUGUAAUUUAAAAAUGAUUUUAACAACAAUUUUAACAACAAUACUUCACCUAAUUACAUUAUGUGGAACUCUACACGCCAACCACGAUUUAGAAGAAAUAGGAAGAGGCCAAUACCAACUACUAAAAGAAAAAUCGAACCUCCCGCUGUACGGCCCCUGCUGGACGCAGGGCGUCCAACUCCUCGAGCAGGGAUGCCACUCGCUCGGCGAGUCCCUGCAAAGCGAGCUCGCCCUGCACUUCACCAACUGCUUCCUGCGAAUGUCCGGCCACGAAACCUACGACUGCGAGCUGGACAAGAAGCCCAACCUGCGCGCCAUUUGCAUCAGCAACAUGUCCGAUCGAGCGUUCAACGUCUACGCCGAGUUCUACACGCACGUACAGAACAUCUGCAGCUUCCUGCAGGGCCACGUCUGGCACCGGCUGAUCACCGAGAACACCGUACACGUGGGUCUGAAGCUGAAGGAGACCGCGAGGAACCAGGAGGGGCUGUUGAAGGCGCAGCAGGAGAGCCUCGAGCUGCAGGAGAAGGUGCUGCGGCACGGUAGGAUAUUGGAGAACGUGCUGGACGAUUUGUUCGUGUCUUUUCAAACUCAUAAAGAUGUAUUGGGUAGUUUGUUCGAGACUGUAUCGGGGCUGCAAGAGUGGAUUAUCGGGGAGAUGUCUUGGUUCGAUUCGAUCGUGUUUUACAUCGUUUCGAUCGUACUGGUGUUCGUUUUAACGUCUUCGCAACGUACCAGCACAGCGAGGUUACUUAUGUUUGUUUUGUUAAUCAUCAAUUUUAUUUUAGAACGGAUUAUUUGUUCCGUUUGUGUGUAUUUUAUCGAGGGAGAUUCGUUUAAAAUGCAUUCGAGUGUUAAUAAGUACAUUUGGUUGGUACGAUAUACGUUUGUGGUUUUAACGUUGGUGAUAUUGGUUUAUUAUUUGGUUACUUGGUGUGACCCGUUCGGAAGGCAAGUGGAAUUGUUGCGGGUUAUUCAAGAGCAGAAUCGUGCGAUUUUGGAUAUUUUAUCGAAUAGGGAAAACCGCUCGAAUGUCGAUAGAAAAAGUGUAAAUAAUGAUGGAUUUUUAAAGGGUAAGGUGCAAAAUGAGUGUAAUGGGAGUAAUUCGAUGAAAGAAAACGAUAGAGUUAGUUCGGAAAGUGAGAAAAACGGCAGUUUUAAUGGGAAAUGCAGAAGGAUUUAUAAUCUUCGUAGUGGUAGUACUAGUAGAUGUUCUAGCAUAGAACCGUAAGUUACGGUUUCCGUAAAAGCGAAUGUAUAUUUUUAUUUUUGUAACUUUUUGUGAAUAAAUAUUUACUAAGUAA